AUGCAGCAAUACAACGAGUCUAACAUGGAAGACUAUGAUGAAUCCGUGAAUUCAUCUAGUGAUUCAUCUUCUAUAGCACAGGAUUCUGAGUUCCAGGAAGCCGUUGUGGAACACCAAAUGACCCUACUCGGAUCCGAAACCGACGAUGAUGAUGAUCAUGGCAGCUCUGAGCAUACACCGAUCAUCGCAGGCUGUGCUUUGGAUGUAGUUGUCAACCAAGAUGGCGAACAAACUGUGUCCGACGGUACCCCCCAGCUCGGAUUGUUGGCUGGUUCGAUCCAUAAACUGCCCCUAAUUAAGAAGGGAGAACCAUUCUCGAAGGAAAGUGAUCCCAGAUUGUUUUUCAAUGUCUCACACCCUUCGAGUGUGUUUAUCUGCGGAUCACAGGGCUCGGGCAAGAGUCAUACACUCUCUUGCUUAUUGGAAAAUUGUCUUAUCCAGUCAAAGGCUGGAAAACUGCCAAGGCCACUGACGGGGUUGGUCUUUCACUAUGACACAUUCUUUAGCGACGUGACCGGCUCCCCAUGUGAGGCUGCUUUCUUGUCGUCGCACCCAGACGUGAAAGUCCGCGUCCUAUGCUCCCCAACGAAUGUUUGGUCUAUUACCCAAGCAUACUCACGACUGGACGUCUCUGUGGAAUCGUUGUAUAUUGAUCAGAACGAUCUUAAUACGGAGCGCAUGAUGGAUCUUAUGGCGGUUUCCCAGGGUGACGGAGAAUUGCCAUUAUACAUGCAUACCGCCAAGCGAAUCCUCCGUGAGAUUAGGACCUCUCAACAAGAGACACAAUCCGGUUUUGAUUACAAAACCUUCAAGAACAGAAUCCCCUAUUCCGGUCUGACUUCUGGCCAGCUCGAGCCGCUCAAACAACGUUUGGACAUGCUUGAGAGCUCGCUCUGGGAGCCUAAGGCCGGCCAGUUGACAAUUCUCGAUCUCUCAUGUCCGUGCACAUCUCCUGGAACGGCUUGUUCUCUUUUCAACAUCUCGCUCGCCAUCUUCAUGGAGCAAGAGAGCGACAUCGGGCGGGUCGUUGCACUUGAUGAAGCACACAAGUACAUGAAGACCUCUUCUGAAGCACAAGCGUUUACUGAAACGCUUCUCUCUGUCGUCCGCCUCCAGCGCCACCUUGCGGCUAGGAUAAUCAUCUCGACCCAGGAACCCACGGUAUCAACGGACCUGCUUAACCUGUGCACCGUGACUAUUGUUCACCGGUUCAACUCCCCGGAGUGGUUGAGAAUCCUGCAGAAGCAUCUGGCGGGUGCGGCUACUAACCCUUUCGCUCGGAAGAAGGGUAAGGCUGGAGGUAGAGGCAUUGACGGCGAAGAAGAGCAGCUGAGAGAAGCAUACGAGCACUCCAUUUUUGACAAAAUUGUUAAUCUUCGUGUCGGUGAGGCGCUUUUGUUUUCUCCGAGCUCCAUUGUGGACGUUAGCAUUGACGAAGAUGGCGGCUACGAACUCCGUAAGCUGGGGUCGGAGCACCUCGCCAUUAAGGUCCGGCAGAGAAUUACCAAGGAUGGAGGUAAAAGUGUGCUGGCGGUUUGA
Aspergillus vadensis CBS 113365 is the source of this 1539-nucleotide messenger RNA. RefSeq lists its product as uncharacterized. The transcript is spliced from 6 exons. Lineage: Eukaryota; Fungi; Ascomycota; Eurotiomycetes; Eurotiales; Aspergillaceae. The coding region runs from base 1 to 1539 and encodes 512 amino acids. The record is from RefSeq and is a predicted model, not a curated record.